AUGCCGCAAUCACCAAAAGUCACUGCGGUGGACUCCCUGCCCGCCAACGAAGCCAAAUGGAUAGAAUUCCAGAAGAUCACCUGGUCAGACCAGACAGGCAAAUCGCGAAUCUGGGAAGCUGCAUCGCGCAAGACUCGCGGAAAAUCCGGCGUUGAUGCCGUCGCCAUUAGCACCAUAAUCCGCCAUCCCUCACGUCCCCCCUCCACAAUCGUAAUCCUGCAAUACCGCCCACCCGUCGGCGCCAUCUGCGUCGAGUUCCCCGCCGGCCUCGUCGACGAGUCCGAGACUCCCUCCGACGCCUCAGUCCGCGAGCUGCACGAAGAGACAGGCUACAAGGGCAAGCUAAGCUACAUCAGCCCGACAAUCGUGAGCGACCCGGGCAUGAGCACGGCAAACAUGCAAUUGGCGACGGUAGAAGUGAACCUGAAGGAGGGCGAUAAGGAGCCGGAGCAGGCGCUGGAUGACGGCGAGUUCAUCGAGAGGGUGGUGGUGCCGCUGGACAGUCUGUUCGAGAGGCUGGAGGCGUAUAGCAAGGAGGGGAAGAUGGUGGAUGCGAGGUUAUUCCAUUGGGCGGCGGGACUGCAUUUUGCGAGGACGAUGCUAUGA
Trematosphaeria pertusa is the source of this 606-nucleotide messenger RNA. RefSeq lists its product as uncharacterized. The record is from RefSeq and is a predicted model, not a curated record. Lineage: Eukaryota; Fungi; Ascomycota; Dothideomycetes; Pleosporales; Trematosphaeriaceae. The transcript is spliced from 2 exons. Gene Ontology annotation, biological process: nucleoside phosphate metabolic process; ribose phosphate metabolic process. Gene Ontology annotation, molecular function: ADP-ribose diphosphatase activity. Gene Ontology annotation, cellular component: nucleus. Bases 1 to 606 code for a protein of 201 amino acids.